AUGGGUAGACAAGGUGGUGGUGAUCCUACCGUGGUUAGUUCCUCCAUUGUUCUUUUGCAAGAAAGGUUCAGACAACUGCAGAAGGAUAGGGAAAGGAGAGAGGGGAAAGAGCUUCUGAAACUGUUGUCCGAAUCCGACAUGAGAUUCGAGCCUAACGGAUCGGCGGAGGCGGCGAGGCAGAAACCCCAUCAGGAUUCAUCGCUCUCUCUUGGACUAAGCUCUCACGGUAGGCGAACCAAUUUCAGAGCUGUGGAAAUCCAGGCAUCAUCAACAAGCUUAUGGCCUAAUGAAACUUCAAGCACAUCGAAGAAGUUUGAGACUUGUGACGUUGAUACUUCUCUUCAUCUGUAG
This is a messenger RNA of Hibiscus syriacus, 351 nucleotides long. RefSeq lists its product as uncharacterized. The record is from RefSeq and is a predicted model, not a curated record. NCBI's taxonomy places the organism in Eukaryota, Viridiplantae, Streptophyta, Magnoliopsida, Malvales, Malvaceae. The transcript has a single exon. The coding region runs from base 1 to 351 and encodes 116 amino acids.